This is a messenger RNA of Ricinus communis (castor bean), 766 nucleotides long. Its product is annotated as protein BIC2. Lineage: Eukaryota; Viridiplantae; Streptophyta; Magnoliopsida; Malpighiales; Euphorbiaceae. Gene Ontology annotation, biological process: blue light signaling pathway. The transcript has a single exon. The record is from RefSeq and is a predicted model, not a curated record. The coding region runs from base 144 to 650 and encodes 168 amino acids.
GUUUUGUUAACUCCCCAUUCAUUCUCUCUUUCAACUUUCAACAGAACCCUCUUCUUUUUUCUUUUCUUUUUACCUUUUCUUUCUUUCUUCCUUUUUUUCCUUUGGUUCCAUUAUUAGCUCCAUUGAUUGUGGUAGUUGCAAACAUGGAGAGCACCCAUUUCUCUCCCAAGAAACAAGAAUCCGCAACCUCAACAGACAAACCCUCUCGCCAGAUUCUUUCUCCAACAAAAACAAACUCGGGUACUUCUGGGGUUCUUGAGAAGUUAUCAUCUGAACUACUGCAAACUCAAGAAUCGUUGCUAAGUACCUCAUUUCCAUCAUAUCCUCCUAGACAACAUGUUAAUGAUGGUAACAGUAAUACCAAUAAUAAGGAAGACAAGGAGGGUGCGUGGACGCAUAAUAAGGAUAACGGAAGAGAAAGGCUGAAGAGGCAUAGGGAAGAGGUGGCAGGAGAAGUGAGGAUACCAGAUAAAUGGAGUCAAGAGAGUUUACUUAGAGAUUGGAUGGAUUACUCUUCUUUUGAUAAGUUGCUGGCACCUGAAGGACUUGGCUUAGCUCGUGAAGCACUGAUAACUGAAGCACGUAGAGGCGGCGGCAGCUCCUCUCAGAGACUGAGGAUAGGCAGCAGGUGUUUUUUGAUGAAUUUUUAAGUUUAAGUAGAUCUAAUUAGCUACAUUAAUUCUUCUUGUUUCAUCACUAAGAUCUUGACUUUCACUUUUCAUGGUUUCAAAUAAAUAAAAGUGGAACCAUGUGAUAUUUCAAUUAA